Closterium sp. Naga37s-1 is the source of this 10827-nucleotide messenger RNA. Lineage: Eukaryota; Viridiplantae; Streptophyta; Zygnematophyceae; Desmidiales; Closteriaceae. The record is from the annotation of a GenBank genome assembly.
AUGAGCAACCCCCUUAAGAAUGAAGAGGCCAAGGCUACUAAUUCGCCACCUAGCCCUUCCGAUUACGACGCGUACCGCGCGGAAGCAGAUCUAGUGGAUUCGCAGAACAAUCUAGUGCUAGCGCGUCGCGAUGACCAAGCAGAGCAGCAGGAGACGCAGGGAGACGUUAGGAGGACGGUCGAUCGGAGGACUCGGUCGCUAUACUCGCAGGAAGGCGACGGUGAGGUGGCGGAAAGGGCAGCGGCGGACGUCAGUGGAAGCGAGGGGGGAUCGAGAAGAGAGGAGCUGCGACUUGGGGGUAGAGAGAGCCUUGAUUUGAACUCAUGGCUCGUGAGCAGUAUAGGCCCAGCCCCCCCUGCUGCUGCUCCUGGUGCCGCUGCUGCUGCGAAUCUGGCUGCUGCUGUUGCUGCUGCUGCUGUUGCUGCAGCGCCUCCUGCUGCUAUGUCACGUGCUCUUGAGUUAGCGGUACCUCUAGGGUCUGAUGUCGCUUCGAUUUUUGCCGCCGCUGCGGGUUCUGCUGCUUAUUCCGGAUUUGCUGCUUCUCUUGCUGCUUCUCCCCGGUUUGCUGCUGCUCCGGCUGCUUCUGCCGGGUUUGCCGCUGCUCCGGUUGCUUCUCCCCUAAUUGCUGCUGCUCCGGCUGCUUCUGCCGGGUUUGCUGCCGCUCCCGCGUUACCUGCUCCUUUAAGCAGAGGUUCUCCCUCUGUUGCUCGUCCCGAUUCAGCGGCUGCCGAGGCAGGAGAUAGCGGUGUAGUACGGGGAGAGAGUAGGAAGCGUCGGCGAGAAACGGUAGAGAGCGGUGGCGUUCAUCCGAGGGGGGGAACUGAGCGGAACAGAGGAGGUGAGGGAAGCGGAGGAGGUGGGGGGAGCGGAGGAGGUGGAGGGAGCGGAAGGGGUGAGGGGAGCGAGGGGGCGGAGGGGAUGGGUCGCGCGGAGCAGGGCGGCGGCAGCGGAGGGUGGCGAUUGGCGGAUCUGAGCGACGAGGACCUGCAGCAACUCACGCGGGAGGAAUGCCGGCGGCUGCUACAGGAACAAGGCAUGCGAAGGCCGUCGUGGACGAAAUCCUUCGCCGUGCAGCAGCUCGCCGCCCUUCGCGAACUUUCGCUGCUGCCGUUCCCGCUCACCGUGCAGGCGCGUCCGCGCGAACCCACUGCUGCUUCUGCUGCGAGAGAGGGACAGAGGGCAGUCAAUACAGGGGAACGUAGGGAGGCAGAAGCAGGAGGGAUAGAGCAGGAGCGGCAGGAAAGGAGGGAAGCAGGGGGGAUACAGCACGAGCGGCAGCAAGAAAGGGGGGAAGAAGCAGGGGAGGUUCGUCUGCGCGGUGGCGGCGAGGUGCGGCAAGACAGAGAGGCGGAGGCGCAAACAUCGGCGGAGGCGCAAGCGUCCGCGGAGGCGCAAGUAUUUGCGGAGGCGCAACUGUCCGCGGAGGCGCAAGUUUCUGCGGAGGCGAGACUAGCGUUUGCGGAAUCGUUUCUGCUGCAUGUCCUGCAAGAGCGCGCUCAACGCGCUCAAGCAUCCGCGGACGCGGAAACGCCCAGGCGGGGGAGCGAUUCUGGGCGUGCGGAAGCCUCUGGGCACGCGGAAGCUUCUGCGCGCGCGGAGCGCCCAUCGCGCGGGGAUCCGUCGGGGCGCGCGGAACCAUGUGGGGGCGGGGCGGAGGCCUUGAAACGCCCGGAAUUGUCUGGUAAGGGGGAAGUGGAAACGCAUGUCCGCCUAGGGGCUUCCACACAGCAAGGGGGGAUGAGCGGGGAAGGGGAAGGGGACGGAAGCGGGGGGGUGAUGAUGGGGGCGCGCGGGGGGAAGAUGGAGAGGGGAAGCGUGGAAGGGGGAGCAGGCGAAAGUGUUGAGGAGCGUGGGGGAGGGAAUGGGGGACGGGGGAAGGGGUUGGCGGAAGAGAGAGGGAAGGAGAGGGGGCGGGUGCGGGGAAGGAUUGACUUAGAGAAUAGUCCCGAGGAGGGGGAAGGUUCUGCGGGGGAGCAGCAGGAGGGAGGGGCAGGGGAGAAGGACGAGGAAGGUGAGGACGGGCGACAAGGGGAGGAAGGAGAGGAAAGGGAGGAGGGAGCGGAGAGUGAUGGGAAGGGGCAGGAAGGGGAAGAGGAGGAUGGGGAUGGGGAUGGAGGAGGAGGGGGAGGGGGAGGGGGAGGGGGAGGAGGAGGGGGAGGAGGAGGGGAAGGAGGAGGAGGAGGAGGAGGAGGAGGAGGAGGAGGAGGAGGAGGAGGAGGAGGAGGAGGAGGAGGAGGAGGAGGAGGAGUAGGAGGAGGAGGAGGAGGAGGAGGAGGAGGAGGAGGAGGAGGAGGAGGAGGAGGAGGAGGAGGAGGAGGAGGAGGGAGAGGAGGGGAGGGAGGAGGGGGAGGAGGAAGAGGGGGAGGGAGCAGAAGGGGGAGCGACAAUGAUGGCAGCAGAGAAGCAGCAGGAGCCGAGGAUGCUAAGGAAAGGGGGGAGGCACAGUUAAAGGCGGAGGCUGAAGCUACAGGACAAGCAGCAUUGCCAGAGCGGCCUUUCCAACCACAGCACGCAGCACAACGGGCAGCGGCAGCAGCAGCAGGAGCCGAGGAAGCUAAGGAAAAUGAGAAGACGCAACUAGAAGUGGAGGUUGGGCCUGCAAGCCAAGCAGCGUUGCCAGAGGCGCCCCAGCAACCACAGCUACAGUCAGCUCUGCUACAGCCGCAACAAGUAGAGCUACAGCCACAGCUUGAUUUCCUAGCAGCAGCCAGCGAGGAUCUGCCCGGUCUUGCAGAGCCUGCCCGUGAACAUUCAGCCGGACCUUUUCUUUUGAGGCAGGAGGAAGUGCAUACGGCUGUAGCAGAGGGAGCGCGUUCACCUGCUGCUGCUACAGCUGUAGCAGAGGGAGCGCGUUCACCUGCUGCUUCUACAGCUGUAGCAGAGGGAGCGCGUUCACCUGCUGCUUCUACAGCUGUAGCAGAGGGGGCGCGUUCACCUGCUGCUGCUACAGCUGUAGCAGAGGGGGCGCGUUCACCUGCUGCUGCUACAGCUGUAGCAGUGGGGGCGCGUUCACCUGCUGCUGCUACAGCUGUAGCAGAGGGAGUUACUGUGCUGGCAGCCCAAAGGGCGCCACUUGCAACGCCUGCUGCAGCACAGGCGUUCCGAAUGCCAGCAGAGUCAAUCCGAGUGGCCGAACGCCUGGCUGCCAUCCCCAUCCCUGAAGCCCUUUCCAGACGGUUCGCUGCCUCCACCUCUGCCAGGCGAUUUGGCUUCCCAGCACCAGCAGCAGCAGGAGGACGAGCAGCAGGAGCUGCAGCAGCAGCUGCUGCGGCCCCAGCGACAGCACCCAUAGCAGCAUCAGCUUCCGCAGCAGGAGCUUUAUCUGCUGGGGAUGUCGCUGCUCCUAUCUCUCAUGCUUCUGCCGCUGCUGCUGCUUCUGCCGCUGCUGCUGCUCCUGCCACUGCUGCUGCUGCUGCCACUGCUGCACCGGAUGCUUCGCCUCCGUCCUCCCCUGCCCUGGCCGUGUCUUCUUCCCCUGCCCUUGCUUCUGUGCCCAAGGUGGAACCCUCCUCUGCUUCCACAUCCGAGACUGGACAGAGUCAAUUAAGUCAACAGCCCGCACACCUCAAGGGGAGGGGGCACCUGGGGGAGGCGUUAUCUUCCGAUACAUCAGGCAGGGAGGAAGGGCCCAUUCCUCGAGCCCAUGGCAUGAGGCUGCCUCAGAGCGUUGUGGAGUCACAGCAGCAGCAGCAGCACUAUCAGGAGGAGCAUCGCCACCACCAUCAACAGCCACAAGAGGACCUCCAGCAGCAGCAGCAGCAGCAGCAGCAGCAGCAGCAGCCGCCGCCGCCACAGCAGCAGCAGCAGCGACAGGAGGGGGAAAGUGCGGCGGAACGCGGGCAGGGGACUGGAGUGGGAGUGCUAGCUGUACCUACUCCAGUUGUACCUCCUGUGGGGUCCUCUCAGCUGACGAUCUUCUAUGGGGGCAUGGUGCAUGUAUACCAGGACGUGCCUUCAGAUAGGGCCCAGGCAAUCAUGCUAUUGGCUGGAUCAAGCACCACCUCCUCCUCCUUCCCUCUCCCCCCAAACCUCCUCACCGCUCAACACUCCUCCAUCUCCACCCCUCGCAGCCCUCUCCCUUCUCCCUCCACCCUCACUCCCCCACACCCCUCCUCUCUCCCUUCACCCAGCCACCCUCACUCACCAGCCUCUGGCCCUUCCUCCUCCUCGGCCCAGUUCCUUUCAGCGUUGCUCCCUGCCCUGCCUCUCUCCUCCCUCCCCUAUCCUUCUGCUCCUUCGGUCUCUUCUCUGUCAGCUGCUCCCUUCUCGCCGCCCUCUGCUGCGCCCUUCUUGUCGCCUUCUGCUGCUGCCUUCUCUUCUUCCUCUGCUCUUUCCCUUGCCUCCUUGCCUACCCAGGUGCCCACCUGCCUCCCUCCUCCUGGCCCUCAGUCCAAAUCUCAACAGCUGCAGGAGCAGCAGCAGCACCCGCAGCAGCAGCACCAGCAGCAGUGGCAGCGGCACCAGCGCCCACACAUGUCUCUAGAGGAGUUAGGAGCAGCCGGAGGAGGGGUUGGAGGUGGAGGGGGGGCGGGGAGAGAGGAGCAGAAAGGAGGAGGAGGUGCUGGAGUUAUUGCAAGAGUGGCUGAGAGGGAGAGAAGAGCCAAGGCGGGGGAAGGGAUCGGCGGAGCGAUGGGGGGAGCGGAAGGGGGGGUGGGCGGAAGGUUUGAGAUAGUGGGGGAACUGACGGGGGGUCUGGCGGCGGUGGUGUGGGCGCCAGACGAGGAGGAGGUGGCGGUGGUAACUGGGGCAGGGCGAUUGCUGACUAUGACUAGCGAUUGGCAGGUGCUGAUGGAAGUGCCUCUGGAGCAACACGAGCCACACGCUUCUGAGCACCAACGCCCGGUCUCCCCCUUCCGCCCCCUUUUGUCUGUUUCAUUUCUUCCUUCCUAUCAGGGACUCCCAGCAAACCAGCAGCUGCCACCUGGAACGUACGGCUCAGCUGGCGCACUGAUAGCUGCUGCUGCAUGCAAGUGGGAGGAGGGAAGGGGGGAGGAGAGAGGAGGGAAGGAGAGAAGAGGGGAGGAGAAGGCAAGGGUUGGAACUGCAGUUCUGCCUGUUCAGGAUGCUUCGUUUCCCGAAGCUGGGUCAGUGCGGCAGGUGGGGAGGGCAGGGCAGGGGAAAGGAGAAAGAGAGAAGGGGGGAGGCGGAGGAGAAGGAGGAGGGGAUGCAAGUCUGAGGGCAUCAGCAUGCGUGCAUGAAAUUGUGUUCUUUGAGCGAAACGGGCUCGAGAGAAACCGCAUGCAGCUGGCAGGGCUGCCCCGCCCACAACCGGAAUCGAACCCGCGACCUUUCAAUUCUCAUUCUUCACUGGCUGGUGCUGGUUGCCCCUGCUGUGGCUGCCACGUGGCAGCAGUUGACUGGAGCAGCGACUCCCAGCUGCUGAGUGUUGAGGUGGAGACCCGUGAUUGGCUGGCCAUUCAGGUAUACUACCGCUGCAACUACAAGUGGUAUUUGAAGCACGAGCGCCGCACCAGCAAGACCCACCCCCACCCAUCCCCACCCUCUUUCCGUCUCCUACCUUCUUUCCUCUGGCACCCCGAAGCCCCCUCCUCCGCCCUCGCCUUCUCCCCUCUCGGGAUCAUCUCAGCCGUCCAUUUCAUCUGGACGGCUGGUGCCUUAGCACCCGGCAAUCCCACCGUUGCUGUGAUCGACGGCCAGGAUUUGAGGAUCUUGUCGCUGCUACUGCAUGGGGGGAAUGGGGGCGCAGGGGGAGGGGGGAGUGGGGGGAGCGGGGGGGGCGGAGGGGGAAGGGGAGGGCUUCUCCCCCCACCGUACUGCCAUAGGGUGGAGGGGUUUCCGGCUGCUGUGGUGGCGGUGGCGGGUGCUGAGCUGGCAGGUGAUGAGGUGGCAGGGUUUGAUUGGUGGGAGGAGAGCAGCGAUGCGUCUGGAGUUGAGAGUGGUACGGAGGGGUGUGGAGCAGUCCAAAAGGGUAAGAAGGGUGGAGUUGAGAUAGUGGGAGCGGUGCUUUCGAACGGUGAUGUGGGGGUGGUGGUGAGACCAGAGGAGUGUGACUGGAUGGAUGAGGAGGAGGAGGACGAGGAGGGAGAGGAGGGAGAUGAAGAAGGGGAAGGAGAGGAAGAGGACUAUGAUGAUGAGGAUUUUCGGCAGAUUAAACGGUUCGUGGCUACUCUAGACAGCAGUGGCACCAGUGGAGGUGGGGGUGGAGGUGGAGGUGGCAGCAGUGGAGGUGGGGGUGGGGGUGGAGGUGGCGCCACCUCCACCACAGCUAGCAAUCCUGCCAGCAGCGGCAGGCACAGCAUAUGGAGGGAUGACAUUGCUCGCAUGCGCCACGCAGCUUGGCUCUCCCCCACCCGCCUCGUGGGCGUCAUUGCCUCUCUGCAUGAAGGGCCUCUAGAGCAGGCUUCGCCUGAGCAGGCUUCAUCUCAGCAGGCUGCUUCUGUUGACUCCGUUGACUUUGUUGACUUGGUUGUAGAGCUUGAGUUGCGACGAGAGAAGGGGUUAAGAAGGGGUGGGGAGGGGGAGGUGCAAGGAGCAGUGAUGAGUGUGGUGGGGGUGGUGGGGCUGAGGCAGAAAGUUGUGGGUAUGGCCCGGGGCACGUGUGCUGCUGUGCACACUGUUUCUGCACCGGCUGCUGCUGCUGUGGCGUUGAGUCGUGCUGCUGGGAUGAAGGGAGGGAACGCAGUGGAAGAGAGAAAAGAGCAUCUGUAUUGGCAGCAGCAAACGGCGCAGCAGCAGCCGCAGGGGCACCUGCAGCAGGCUGUUAAGGGUGGGCCAUCGGUCUUCCUAUCUCUCUUUGAUGGUUCUCUCCUUUGCUAUCUUUCCUCCUCCACCACUCCUCCUGCCAUCCAUGCACCCUCUUCUAUUUCCCCCUCUCCCUCGCCCCUCUCCCUCCCUUCAACGGAGCUGGUGCUUCGAUUCCCCGAGCCAUGCCCUUGGAUUGCUGUGGUGGAGGCGAGGGCUCCUGAGGCCACAGCAGUGUGUGGCGACUGCUCGUCCUUUGUGCUGCACUUCAUGGCAAUUCCCAAGGCUCCUGGAGUUCCCAAGGCUCUCAAGCCCAGUUAUAGUACAGAGCUUGCUGCCAAUGUCAAGUUGUCACGGUCCUUAUCCCCAUGCCACGUCAUCACUCUGGUGUUCACUACAGUGUCGGGUGCUAUAGUCACACGAGACCUGCUUGCUUUGGCUCUAGGGGCGGGUUCUGGUUCCCAGGGUGCAGCUGGAGGCGCAGGUGGUUCUUCAGGUGAUUUUUCAGAUGCUUCUGUUGCGCUCCCAGGUGCACUCCCAGGCAGGGUGUCGGAGGAGGGGACGAGGGCAGGAGUGGGUGGGCUGGCCGGCAGCAGAAAAGGACAAAAGGGGAAGGUGCCGUCAUCAUUGCUGUCUUGUCCUUUGUGGGAAGGCGGAGCGGUGCUGGUGGCAGGGCUUGGGCGGCUGAGGGUGGGAAAGGGUGAGGGAGAGGUGGUGGGUAGAGAGGAAGAGGGGGAAUGGGAGGAGAGAGAGAAGGCAAAGGAGGAAGAGGAGGGGGAGGGGGAGGGGGAGCCGGCAGUGGUUCUCCAGGCGACACGUGGCAGUCUGGAAUUGGUCUACCACCGGGCAUUGGUCCUGCGGGCGGCGGGGCUGCUGCUCAGUCAGCACCGCUUCCGGGCGGCUGCUGAGCUGGCGCGCCGUCACAGGCUGGACCCAAACGUGCUUGUGGAUUUCGGCGGGUGGCAGUCAUUCGCUGGUUUGGAAACAGCCACUAGUGGGGCACAGAGUGAAACAGCCCUUAGUGGAGAGCAGAGAGAGCAGAGAGAGCAGAGAGAGCAGCGUGAAGCGGCCUCUAGUGGUGUGCAUGCGGGGUCAGUGGGCGCUGGAGUGAGGGAGUUUGUGCGGCAGGUGGGGGAGCGGGGGCUGCGGCAUGUGAGUGAGGUGAUCUAUGGUCUGAGAGAGGAGGAUGUGGCAGCGAGAGGGGGAAUGUAUGGUGAGGUGCUGGCGGGGAUGAGAGGAGAGGUAGGAGAAGGGGGAGGGGAAGGGGGAGGAGGGGGUGGAGAGGGAGGAGGUGGAGAAGGGGAGGGGGUAAAGGGCAAGGUGACAGCUGUGUGCACGGCUCUCCGGGCGGCGCUAGAAGCCGAGCUGCCGCCCGGCGCCGUCCGGGACACGUGUGUGCUAAGCACGUACGCGUGCAGUGUGCCGCCGAGGCUGGAAGAAGCCCUCCUGCGAGUCAAGGCAAAACGGAGCUCGGAUGAUCAAUUGGGUUUGUCAAGAGAUGGGCCGAAGUCCGCAGCUGUGCAAGUGGUGAAAAGUGGUUCUGCAACGGUGAAAAGUGGUUCUGCAACGGUGAAAAGUGGUUCUGCAACGGUGAAAAGUGGUUCUGCAACGGUGCAAAGUGGUCUCUACGAUUUAAACCUCGCUGCUUUAGUAGCCGCCCAUGCCCAGUCCCAAAAAGACCCCAAGGAGUUCCUCCCUAUCCUCCGAGGCUUGGCCGCCGAGGCUCCGCCGAAUCGGCGGCUCAGGAUCGAUGUGAGGCUCGGGAGGCUGGAAGGGGCGGUUGGCCAGCUGGUGGCUCCUGAUUCGCCGCUGAUGGUGGUGGGGAGGGGCGGAGGGAGGGGAGAGGCGGAGGGAGAGGGAGGAGAGGGAGGAGAGGGAUUGGAGGGGAAGAGUGGUGAGCAAGUGAGGGAGCAGGCCAAGGGAGAGGGGAGUGAGGCAGCAGGACAGGAGGCAAGGAGGCUAGUGGAGGAGGUAAUGGCAUUGCUGCAAGCACACCCUGAUAGACUGUUUCCUGUUGCUGCUGCUGCCACUGCCACAGCUAUCGCCUCUCAUCCCUCCCUCUCAUCCUCCUCCUCUUCCCGCUCCUCUUUCCCCUCCCCCCCCUCCUCUUCUUCUUCCCUCGCUGCUUCGGCCGUGCCUACCCUUGCUUCGGUCCGAACCUCCAUUCUCAACGAAUGGGCUGAGCAUCUCUUUUCCCGAGCCUCCGAGGCCUCGCUUCCCGAAGCGGCGCUGCUCUUUGCCGCAGCUAACAACUUGCCUCGGGCGCUCCAGGCCUACCGUCAGGCUGGGCAGUGGCGCAAGGCCCUUACCACAGCAGCCAGGCUCGGAUUCCCCAAACCUGAGGUUCGGAAACUCGCGCAGGAGCUUCGGGAGGAGCUUGUCGAGGUUGGAAGGAGGGCCGAAGCCGGGCGGCUGGCGAUUGAAUAUGAGGGUGAUUCGGGCGGCGGGAUUCACCUUUUAGUGGAAGCGCAUUGCUGGGAGCAAGCAGCAGAGGAGGCGGGGAGGAGUGGACAGGUGUCGCUUCUUGAUUCGCUGAUCGUUCCAGCAGCAGUGGAAGCAGCAAGGGGCAUGCUAACAGACAUGGAUGAAACACAGGGGAAAAUAACAGCCUAUGUUCGCCGGUUCGUUCAUCCUCUCAUCUCGGGUGAGCACAGCCAGUGGGUGCACGACCACCAGCAAGUCUCAAGGCACUUUUACACCAGCAAGUCUUGGAUUCUCGUGCUCCAACCCACUUUCUCCCCUGUCGUCCCCUUCACCCCCUACGAUCACCCACAGUUCAUCCUCUCGUCUCAGGUAAUCCUCCCAAGUGAGCACAGCCAGUGGGUGGGCGGCCAGCAACAAGCCUUGAUCCGCCUCAAGGUCAUCCUCCCGAGUGAGCACGGCCAGUGGGUGGACGGCUACCAGCAAGAAGGCGAGUGGCAGAGCGGCCAGGAGAAAACAACAGAAGGCGGACAAGGGGAGGCGGAUUCGCGCUGGCAGGUCAGACGUAGGGGCGUGCUGGGGGAGGGAAAGGGGAGGGGUGGGUUGAAACCAGAUUGGGGAAAGGCCAGGAGAAAACAACAGGAGGCCGACAAGGGUCCUGAAGAGGAGCAAGCAUUGGUCGAGCACAUUCGGAUGCUCGGCCCCUCUUCCCAAACCUUGGAGGAGGUUCGGCAGCUGCUGGAGCUGCUGACAGGCUCGGGGCACGAGCCUUUGGCUCGGAGGCUUCAGACGCGGGUCGCUCCCGACCUCGGGAAGACUCUGAAAAUGGGCAUCCGCGCGCGUAAUGCAGUUACACUGUGGGCGGUUUUCGCGAGCAGCGCCGGCGUCGCCGCGCUGCUGGUCGCGUGUCUCCUGAGCGAAAGCGGGGCGAACUUCGCGAACGCGCAACCCUCCGCCGCGAGGGAGCCCGACUGGGUGGCGCAGAUGCUGCAAAACACCGAGCCAGACGCGCAACCCGCCCCCGCGGAUCUCGGCUGGGUGGAGCAGCUGGUGCCGAAUUCUGAUUCGUCGGCGCAAGACGCAUCCGCGCAAAUCCCCCCCGCGCAAGGGCCUCCCGCGCAAAUCCCCCCCGCGCAAGGGCCCCCCGCGGACGAUCCCGACUCAGAUGACCAGGAUGAGGAGGACGAUUCGCGUCCUGACUUUGCUGGAGAAAUUGACCCCCAAGACUCGGAAGGUCAGGCGGAGCCUGACUGGGAGGCGCAGAUGCAGUCUAUUCUCCAGCAGGUGGCGAAUCGCACGUUCCUCUCCUCCUUCGGCCAGAUUUUCGCCAGUUACUUCCAAUCGGAGCAACUGUAUAUCGAUCAGGAUGCAACCAUCCUCAUUCCCACCAACAUUGGCUACUGGCGCUACGAAACCCAGUGGGACACUCUCACCCGCAAGCAGAAGCGCCGGUUACUCCGUUACCACAUUCUCAAGGGACGUUACACCACGCAGCAGCUCCUGGACGCCACUCCGCUCACGCUCUUCCCAACUUUUAACCAGAACCUGCCGGUGAACAAGACUCUUAAGCCGAACGAAGUGUAUUUCCAGUCGGUUCCGCCGACGAGGUUCGUGUCGCCGCUGAGCGUGCCGAAUGCGGGACUGACGGAUAACAUUGCUGCGCAUGGCGUGACGAUGGUGCUCAUUCCGCCCAACCUCAACUAG